AGCUGCUCUGCCUGAGGCUGUCGGCGGUGGCGGCGCUCGAAGCCCCUCAUGUGUUUCUGCCUCUGCACUCCGGGAGAGUCGGCACUCGGCAGGUGUCGCUCCUUGAUUUGAAGUCUGUCAUCUGCCAGUAGAUGGGUCACUUCUGUGCCAAACUCGCUUGUUUGAUUCACGGCUGUGCUUCACCUGUCUGAUCUCUCCACAAAACCCUUGCAGCUCCUCACUGCACGAGAGCUUUCAUCUCUGAAGAGUGAGCCCUCCUUGUGAAAAGUACUUCUUCUGGAAGCAAUGUUCUAAGAAUGUCAUCAGGCAUCCAAAUAAAAACAAAGUCUUCAACCCAGAAAAGCAAGACAUGUUCUGCAGAAUCACAGCCAAAGCCUAGUGCAAAGCUGAAUCCUAAAACUAUUGAUCCAUUUCGUGCUUAUUCUCAACCAUCAUCUGCAUUUGCUGCUACAUAUGCUAGAGGUGGUAUUCCCUGCAGGUUAGUGCAUGGAUCAGUAAAGCACAAACUGCAGUGGGAAUGCCCUCCUGAAACUGUUCCCUUUGAUCCUCUUCUUUUAACAUUGGCAGAGGGACUAAGAGAGACAAAACAUCCCUAUACUUUUGUUUCCAAGGAGGGUUUUAAACAAUUACUUCUGGUUGAAGGUGCUGCUGAAAAAGUUAUUCCCUUGCUGCCUCGUCUAGUUCCAGUCUUAAAGGCUGCAUUGGCACAUGCAGAUGAUGAAGUAUUUGGAAGGGGAUUGGAUGCUUUAGUGCAAUUGAGUGCUGUUGUUGGCCCAUCUCUUAAUGAUUAUCUUAAGCUUCUACUCACAAAUCUUUUAAAGAGAUUAAUGGACAAGAAAUAUAGAGAAGAAGUUACUGUUGCUUUACAAAAGUUGGAGCACUGUGGUGGAAGGGCAACUGUGGCGAUCAUCAAAUCUAAAAUUCCAACCUAUUGUUCUAUCUACUCUUGAACAAGGAAACUGUAAUGAUUUAUACUGUGAGGUGAAGUUUAGAAAGAAACUGUCUGUAAAUAUCACUGACACUUAUUUGGGGUAUAAUAUAUUCCCUUAAAAUAAUAAUUAUUCCUCUGUAUGAUGGAGAGCAGGAGUCUUAUCAGUUUGUGCAUAUGUAAUUAUGGAAGACUUUUCUUUGUAUAUUUGUAUAUGCAUUUGACUUACGAUGACACUGAUUAAUGUGCUAUUAUUUCAAGUGUAGUAUAAAUAUUGAUUCUUAUUUAGUUUUUAAUUACAAUUUCAUGUAUUAUAUCUGCAGUGCUUUAUAUGCUUUGUAUAUUUGUGUGAUGCAAAAUAAUUUUGUUGUAAUUACUUAAAUAAAAUUUAACUUGGUGCUAAAUCACAUAUGUAUAGCUGCUUUUGAAAUACAUAACUUCUUUUGUGACACAGCACAGAUGGACACAUUGAGGUUCCUGGGGGCUAGGUUAGACACAGAACUGUGAGCCCUCUCAGACUUCUUAAGAGUCAGCUUUAAGGGUGUGAAGCUGAACCCAGUAAACAGGCAGCAUGAGGUCCAAAGCUGAACUUGCUCAGUGCAUUCUCAGCAUUUUGGUUUGAGAGCCUGGAGAGGCUCUGGAGAAUACAGUGUAGAGGCAUCAGGUUGCUCCACAGAGCCACAGCUGAGGUUUUGCUCAGCUAAUUAAUUCCUGUUAACUUUGAGCCUACUGAAUGGGAGCUGGGUGGAAGAGGCAACUUUGAAAUACUUAACACUGUGCUCCCUUUGAAUUGAGUUCAGUCACAUUACAGAUAUGCUUGGGAUUUGCUUGUGGAUUCAGGUCCAGACGAGUCAAUAAACUUCUGAACGUGGAAGCUAUGAAAAAUAUAAGUUAAAGACAAAAAGAAGAUUGUACAAGCCAGCUUCCCUGGCUGUCAAGCUUUGGAGGGUACAGCAUUUGUCUAUUAAUGCAUUUGAAUUUGAAUGCAAAAUAAUUCCUAAUUGGUUCUUGUAAUAAAUGCUGUUCAGGGACAUGUUGUAUUUGUGUACAAUGUCAGGGAGAGUUAACAAAAGUAACAAAAUUUAACCAAAGGUUUUCCCCUGAGGAAUAUUCAAUUCUGACAUUUAAAGUUGUUGGAAAGGAUGUUUUUUCAUAAGAAGAUGCUGAUGCAUAGAGCAUUAAUA
Messenger RNA from Melospiza georgiana, 2112 nucleotides. RefSeq names its product parkin coregulated like (gene PACRGL). NCBI's taxonomy places the organism in Eukaryota, Metazoa, Chordata, Aves, Passeriformes, Passerellidae. Bases 297 to 950 code for a protein of 217 amino acids. The record is from RefSeq and is a predicted model, not a curated record. The transcript has 9 exons.